AACAUACACACAGCUUAUGCCAAACCCAAUCCAGGUUCUAUCCUCUAAGAGGUUAAGUGCAAAAACACAAUAUUAUUAUGGAUUUGUACUUAAUCCUAUUAUUAUUAUUAUUAUUAUUAUUAUUAUUAUUAUAGUUAAUACACUUUGCUACCACCGUCGCUAAGUACCAUGGCGAAGGGUCGCAAAUUCACCACCAACCGAAACGAACGGUUGUUAGGAACAAACUAUAUUCAAAGCUCCAACACCACUCAUGAAGUAACCGAUUUCAGGGAAGAAGAUGUGUGGUCCAUAGUUGAAGAUCGUGACCACAACGUCAAUUUCACUCCCGGCGAUUGGGAUUCACGCGCACCUUCACGGCGUUUCAACCACGGCGGUUUGUCACUGCCGUUUGAGAAUCCGGUGAGUAAUGUUGCGACGACGUCGUCAAGAAACGUGCACCACCAGUACCGGAACGUUGCUACGUCAGCGCCGGUAAACGUGCCGGAUUGGAGUAAGAUACUCCGAGUUGAAUCAGUGGAAUCGUUGCAUGAUAUGGAUGAUGAUAACGAAUCGGAGAUGGUUCCGCCGCAUGAGUAUUUGGCGCGUGGCCGGAAAAUGGCGGCAAAUUCAGUUUUCGAAGGGGUGGGUCGGACCUUAAAAGGCCGUGAUUUGAGACGGGUUCGUGAUGCUGUUUGGAACCAAACCGGGUUCGAUGGUUGAGGUGGACCGGUUUCUAUAUAAUUCAAUUUAAUUCACCCGUAUUAAUUCUUGUUGCUAUCAACUAGUGUCAAUUAUAUUUAAGAGUGGUUGUAAAUUUAUAAAUUUUGAGAGAAAAAAGGAAAAAGAAAAAAGUUUUAAUUCAAUAUUUUGAGUUGUUAAAAUUGGAUGGGUGGGUUUUUUGGAGCAAUGAUUGGUUUGGGUGGACUCGGGUUGCAAGAGUUCAGUUAGAAAUUAGAAUUUGGAUCAAGUUGUCUUGGAGGAAGAACAAUGUAAUCCUGUUUUUAGAAAAAUCUGUUUCCAAAUUAACUAUACAAGAAUGUUUAAUCAGUCCACUAUUAAGCUUUACAAA
Messenger RNA from Medicago truncatula (barrel medic), 1048 nucleotides. RefSeq lists its product as uncharacterized. Lineage: Eukaryota; Viridiplantae; Streptophyta; Magnoliopsida; Fabales; Fabaceae. The transcript has a single exon. The record is from RefSeq and is a predicted model, not a curated record. Bases 169 to 699 code for a protein of 176 amino acids.